UUAGCCAGGGGAGCCAAGUGCCAGGUUGCAAGAGCUUCGCACUGCGGCUCUGUCCGGACAGCGGCAGAGGGGAUGUCUUACUAACUCCACCAAAACUUUCUAGAAACUCAGUCAACAGAAAAGAAAGAAACACUGACUGACUGACUGACAAAAGUGUCGCAACCCGCCUCACUUCUGCUUCAAUGAAACUUUAACUACUUUAUGUGUUUUUCUUUUGAACUAAAAAAGUCUUCACAUCCACUUUCAUAACUUUUUUUUUUUUUUUAAUGAGCCGGGUCACGCUUGCGUAGACGCUUUUUCUUUGCCAGAUCUUUUUGUUUGUUUGUUUUCAUUUUGACUUUGGGAUAAAGUUCUUCUUUAUCAUUUAAGACUCGUGAUGGCUGUCCUGUCACUAGCGUUACUACUUGUAGGAUUUGUAUUGACUUCAGCCGACAAGGCUGGUGGAGUAGAUAGAGAGGACCAGCUGAGAAGCCGACUGAAGGAAUUUGGCCUCAUCACUCCCUUCAGCACUGACUCUCAUGGACACUAUCUUUCACACCUUCUCUCUGCCUCUCACAAGCAGCGUGUCAAGAGGGAGGCCUUUUCUUCUGGCGAAUCAGAACAGAAACUUUUCUUCAACAUCUCCGCCUUUGGGAAGGAGUUCCACCUUCGUUUGCGUCCGAAUGACAAGUUGGUGGCACCAGGUGCUAUGGUGGAGUGGCACGAGGAAGUUGAAGAUGUCGGGAAUAUCACUGACAGCACUGGUAGCGAUGCCAGUACAGGCGCUAACCAGACUGAACCCACCAGCAGGACAGAAAGGAUAUUGCGCCGUGAGCUGCUGAAGACAGACUGCACCUUUAUUGGUGACAUCACAGAUGUCCCCGGGGCCACCGUUGCCAUUAACAACUGUGACGGACUGGCUGGGAUGAUCCGCACUGACUCUGAUGAGUACUUCAUCGAGCCACUCGAGAAAGGCACGCAAGAGCUAGAGGAACAUGGCAGAGUCCACGUGGUUUACCGCAGGUCGGCUCUGCUGCAGGCCCCCUUCAACAUCUCUGUGGACUACCAGCCCCAAGAACCAGAGCUGGAUGUCCCUGGGACUCUCAACUCUCUAGCCCGACAGGUCAAUGAGACCGUUCGGCGCCGUCGCCGCAGAGACGCCGGAGAGGAUGACUACAACAUUGAGAUCCUGCUGGGAGUUGAUGACUCAGUGGUUCGGUUUCACGGCAAGGAGCAUGUGCAGAAUUACCUCCUCACUCUCAUGAAUAUCGUCAACGAGAUUUACCAUGACGAGUCACUGGGAGUCCAUAUCAACGUGGUCCUGGUAAGGAUGAUCAUGCUGGGGUAUGCCAAGUCUAUCAGCCUCAUUGAACGAGGCAACCCAUCAAGGAGCCUUGAGAAUGUGUGCCGCUGGGCGUUUGUGCAACAAAAAGGCGAUCCUGAUCAUGCUGAACACCACGACCAUGCAAUUUUCCUGACUCGCCAAGGCUUCGGGCCCACAGGGAUGCAGGGCUAUGCUCCAGUCACAGGAAUGUGCCACCCAGUCCGGAGCUGCACCCUCAACCAUGAAGACGGCUUCUCCUCGGCCUUUGUUGUGGCUCACGAGACAGGACAUGUGUUGGGCAUGGAGCACGAUGGCCAAGGCAACAGAUGCGGGGACGAAACAGCGAUGGGAAGCGUGAUGGCUCCUCUGGUGCAGGCUGCUUUCCAUCGAUACCACUGGUCCAUGUGCAGCGGACAGGAGCUGAAGCGAUACAUCCAUACAUAUGACUGUCUCUUGGAUGACCCCUUCAAACACGACUGGCCGCAGCUUCCUGAACUUCCUGGUAUCAACUACUCGAUGGAUGAGCAGUGCCGGUUUGACUUUGGAGUGGGCUACAAGAUCUGCACUUCAUUUCGCACAUUUGAUCCAUGUAAACAGCUGUGGUGCAGCCACCCGGACAACCCUUAUUUCUGCAAAACUAAGAAGGGGCCACCUCUCGAUGGGACCGAGUGUGCUCCUGGAAAAUGGUGCUACAAAGGUCACUGCAUGUGGAAAAACCCUAACCAGGUCAAGCAAGAUGGCGCCUGGGGCUCCUGGAGCAAAUAUGGCUCCUGCUCGCGCUCCUGUGGAACUGGAGUUCGCUUCCGGACACGUCAGUGCAACAACCCAGCACCCUCCAAUGGUGGCCAGGACUGCCCAGGAGUAAACUAUGAGUAUCAGCUGUGUAACACUGAAGACUGCCCCAAACACUUUGAAGAUUUCCGAGCACAGCAGUGCCAGCUCCGCAACUCCCACUUUGAGUUCCAAAAUGCCAAGCACCACUGGCAGCCCUACGAGCAUCCUGAUGCAAACAAGAGAUGCCACUUGUACUGCCAGUCAAAGGAGACAGGAGACGUGGCAUACAUGAAACAGCUGGUGCAUGAUGGGACCCGAUGCUCCUACAAAGAUGCCUACAGUGUCUGUGUGCGUGGAGAAUGUGUGAAAGUUGGCUGUGACAGAGAGAUUGGCUCUCACAAAGUGGAGGACAAAUGUGGUGUUUGUGGUGGAGACAACUCCCACUGCCGCACCGUCAAAGGAACCUUCACCCGAACACCAAAGAAAGCUGGUUACCUUAAGAUGUUUCACAUUCCUCCUGGAGCUAGACAUGUGAUCAUCCAAGAACAUGAGGCCUCCCCUCAAAUUCUUGCAAUCAAGAACCAGGCUACAGGGCAUUACAUUCUCAAUGGAAAGGGAGAGGAAGUGAAGUCCAGAAGCUUCAUUGACUUGGGUGUGGAGUGGCACUACAUCACUGAGGAGGACGUGGAGACCCUGCACACAGAUGGACCUCUGCAUGACCCUGUGGUGGUUCUGAUUAUACCCAAGGACAACGAAACACGGUCCACUUUAAUGUACAAGUACAUCAUCCAUGAAGAUUCAGUGCCUGUUAAUAACAACAAUGUCAUCCAAGAGGACACGUAUGAGUGGGCUCUGAAGAGCUGGUCUCCGUGUUCCAAACCCUGUGCUGGAGGGUUUCAGUACACCAAGUAUGGAUGUCGAAAGAAAGGAGACACCAAGAUGGUCCAUCGAGGCUACUGCGAUGCCAGCAAGAAGCCAAAACCAAUUCGCAGAAUGUGUAAUCUUCAGGACUGCACACAGCCUCAAUGGAUCUCAGAUGAAUGGGAACAUUGUACCAAAACCUGCGGCAGCCUGGGCUUUCAGAUCCGGACUGUUCGUUGUGUGCAGUACCUCCAUGAUGGCACCAACCGCUCCGUUCACAGCAAGUACUGCAGCGGGGAGAAGCCAGAGAGUCGGAGGCCUUGUAACAGAGUCCCAUGUCCUGCACAGUGGAGGACAGGAGCGUGGUCAGAGUGCUCUGUGACCUGUGGAGAGGGGAUGGAGAGGCGUCUGGUCACGUGCCGGAUUGGAGAUCAGUGCAACGGAGAAAAACCUGAAAAUGUGAGAUCGUGCAGGCCGGGACCCUGCCAUGAUGAGCCAUGUAAUGGAGACAAAUCCAUCUUCUGCCAAAUGGAGGUCCUAGCACGAUACUGCUCUAUUCCUGGCUACAACAAACUGUGCUGCGACUCCUGCAGCAAGCGCAGUGGAGCCCUGUCUCUGUUCGCAGAGGCAGCUGAGAAGGAGGAACAUGUUCGCUUUGGAUCAGCCUCCCAGCUGCUAGAGACAUUAACUGCUGCUGUAGCAGCCAACGGCACUCGUAGUGGUAAACAAGGCCCAGGAAAAGGAUCUGCCACAACAGGCCAUGGUGUGAAACAUGUCACCACCCCUGCUCCGCACAAGAAAAACCCAUCAAAAAUCACUACGGCACCAAGGCGGGUUCCACGACACAUAGGUCUUACUGGUAGGAAGCUGUCUGCUAUGGCUGUAUCACCUCAGGCAGAUCCUACUCAGGGUGAAAGGUCAAGCAGCUUGACAGAUAAUCGGUGGCCCACAGCAUAUUCCGAAGUGGAGAGAUGAAAGAGAUGGCCUUCCCCUUCAGGACUCCUCAUGUACAGUAGAUAACCCAGUUUCAUCCUGAGUCUUCUCACACCAAAAACACCACAGAGAAUGAGAAACAGAGAGAAAGAAAGAAAAGUGCUGGUUCACUUUGUUGUUUAGAAUUUCCCUUCCCUUUUGCCCCAGUGUUGACUUUCAUACUUCACGUUGAGAUGAAAAAAUACUACGCUAAUUUUAAGGUAAAGGGGCACAUGGUUUGAAGGGAAUUUUCAUCCGUGUCAAAUGAAAACUUUAAUGAAUAACAGCUGCAGUAGUUCAUAGUUAAUUAUUUUAGGGGGUACGAAAUUGCCAAAGGAUUAGAUUAAAUUAAAGAAGCAUCUAUUUUGCUACAUUUCUCCAAACUUCAAACUUCUCAGUAAAUAUUACAAAGACACGGUUGCUUAAUUUCAGUCAAACAGUUGACUUUCUGACCCAAGGAGCCUUGAAACGUUACAUUUCCCUUCUGAUUGGUCUUUUCUCUUGUUUUGUCAUUUAAUGACUCGUGCCCCUGGUGUCUGCAGAGCAUCGUAGCGCAUCCCCUGGCAAACAUUGAGCAGACAGCUAAAGAGAAAAUGUCACCAGGUGCACUCAUUACAGUGAAAAUGUGAAAAUUGUGAGAACUUAUGCAGAGUGAAUCCAUGACUAUGGAUCAUCUGAUGCAGAUGAAAGUCCCUUUUUUACUUGAAUGUUACAAACUGCCAUUUUCUUGCCAAAUAAUGUAAGUAUGAAGCUAGAUUUACAGGAUUCAACUGUGCCGGUACUUGAGGAAUCAGUGCAUAUGCAAUGUAAAACACCAGAUUUGUAUGGCCAAGUAUAGAAAAUGGUGAAAACCAUCAGGAAAAUGGUUUUAGUUGUAUAGAUUUUUUUUCCCCAGCAAUGUCUGCUUAGUGGCGCUCUACAGUUUCUAUGGAUAGGGGUAUUUAUAAAGGUUCCUGUAAAUACUGUACAUGAAAAUAUCAGUAUUCUUCUAAUAAGUAGAUAACACUUUCAAGCACCAAUUUAAUCAAUUAGAAAAACAGUGGACAUUAACUGUCACUAUUAUACACUCUCAAUGCUGGUACGUGUUUUUCUGCGGAAUGCUUGAAAAGAAAAGUUCUACUUUUUUAGGAAUACCCUUUUUUUUUCUUGCUAAAAAUUAGAUAAGAUUGAUGCCCCUUUCAUAUCUGUAUGCCUACAGUAAAUAUGAAGCUUCAGCUUCAGCUUUUUUCUUUCAUUUGUACAAAACACAAACAAAAAACAACAUAAAUAGAUUUUGUUAACUUUGGACAAAGCCAGACUAGCUGUUUUUCUCUGUUUCAAGUUGGUAUGCUAAACUAAGCUGACUAUCGCCUGGCUGUCAGUUCAUGUUUAAUGUGCUGAAAUGUGAGUGGUGUCAAUCUUCUCAUCUAAUUUUUAGCAAUAAAGUAAAUAAGUACAUUCCCCAGAAUGUCAAAGUAUUUCUUUAAGAAGCAUCUUAUACAGGUUACAUCAUCCCAACCCUUACCUUUUCGAAAUCAGAAGUUUGUAUGGUGCCAGUCAUUAACAUUUUUGAUUGUUGAUAUAGCCCUCCUUAUCAUAGUUUUUGCUCAAAGAGGUUGAAAUUGUUAAGUCAAAGAAGAGAACUUAAUAGGGGAUAUAUUUAACAAGUAUUACAUGUUCAAUACUGUAUAUUAUAUGCAUCUGGGUCUCGUUCAGCUUGAACACACUAUAGAAAGGAUGUUAAAUUUUUACUACGGAUAUGAACUGCGUUCUUCUGUUGUACUGUGAUGUGGCCAUGAAAGAAGCAGAUACCCAUCUUUAAAUGUUAUUAAGUGUUGGAUUUGCAAAUUAUUAUAUCAUAUAAUAGAAUAUUUCAAACACUUAAGGCUUCAUUAAGCGUUUUUGACCACUAGGAUGCAGAAAGUCUCUCAAACAAACUCACAGUACCACAGUCCUGAUGUACCCAUUCACCUAUCAAGUGCUGCUGGCUACUUGCAUAUCUACACAUCCAGCAGAGACAAAACAACACGAGCAUCCAGCUGAAUCACAUUUAUUUCAAUCUGAUGAAUGUAAGUCCAAGAUAAACUCUUCUUUUAAUUAAUAAUUUUUUUAAUUCAGCUCUCCCCUGUUUGGUGCUGGCUAACGUACACUGAACUUUUUUGAUUUCAUCUGGGAUGAAUGAUCUGAGAUAUCAGCUGUGUAAUGCUGCAGCAUUAGGAGUUGGUUGUUAAUUCUCAGAAGGUUCAGCAGUGUGUGUGACCCUUUCACAUUACACAUGUCAUUUGAUCCAAUUUCCAUAUCAAAAAUAUCGCUUAAUGGAGCUUUAAGCUCAUUGCAUCCUUUCGUUUUCUGUCUGAACAAGGUUUUAUUGAUCAUUUGGGUUUACAGGAACAAAGCCUUUUUGUAAGCUGGACUUUCAAAAGAGUAUCACCACAUGUGGAACUUUUUUCCAAAGUGCUUCCUAAAUGGCUUUUUAUUGUGGAAGAAGGUUCAGGAGAGAGAAAGCUAUUUAUUUAAAAAAGGGUUUCCUCACAACCACCAUGCAUCUGACUGCAAUAGCAAAGACACAGUUUUGUGUUUUCAGCAAAAAUAAAAAGCUCAACUAUUCACACUCAGUCCUGUGUGCCAAUGUAUAGUACAUGUAUAUAGCAUUGAGUACAUAAAUAUUUAUUGAAAGUUAAAGGGUUCUGCUUUAUUUUAAUGGUGUGUGCAGUGCCAGCUGGUCAGCCCUUGAUAACAGAUCCCAUUUUUUUUUCAGCCACAUUUUCAACUUUUAAAUGAAUUUCUACUUUUUAAAAAAACAUGAUAGACUAGAGAUGAUAUUGUUUUUUGCAAACAAUUAGAUGUAAAUAUACAUGCUCAAUUUUGAGAUGUUUAACUUGUUGUCAGAAAGCUGUCUUUUCUCAGCUAUUUUGUAGAAGUUGUUAACAGAGCUGUUACGUCACAGUGACAUGUACUGACCAAAUGCUUUAAUUUAACCAAUAAAACAUAAAUAGUGUAGUACCAGUAAACCAGUAAAGUUGUUUUUUAUGCUGUUUGUAGUUGUCAGUAUUGUCUUACCAUUUUACAUUUUUCUCCCCUGUUCUUUUCACAUUUGCUGCCUAUACAACAUUGCUGCUAAUGUUAUGCAGAGCUUGUAAUGAUAAAUAGGGUAGUUGUAGAUGUUACAUUGACAAUCCCUGAGCCUCAGACAGAUGUACUGCAUAGGAUUCUCCACGUACUGUAACAAGACCCCUGUGCUAUCCGUGCAUUAAAGUAUUAUGAUUGUCAUGACUGUCA
Molecule: messenger RNA, 7168 nt
Organism: Scatophagus argus
Lineage: Eukaryota; Metazoa; Chordata; Actinopteri; Scatophagidae
Gene: adamts3
Product: ADAM metallopeptidase with thrombospondin type 1 motif, 3
Exons: 22
Coding region: 377-3913 (1178 amino acids)
Biological process (GO): proteolysis; extracellular matrix organization
Cellular component (GO): extracellular matrix
Molecular function (GO): metalloendopeptidase activity
Source: RefSeq, a predicted model, not a curated record